CUGAUGCGAUGGGGGUGUAUUUUUUUGGUGGCUCUCUCCUCCUCUUUCCUUUUUGUAGAUGAACCAGGAAGUAAAGUUUGCGUUGCUUUGGGCUCUCUCCGGGUUCCCUAUUAAUAGAAAAGCAAAGAAGGAACCUGAGCAGCAAUAGGGGAGAAAUAAGGAAUUGCAGGUGCAGCUGGGCGACAUGACGACAUUAAUCCACCGAGGCCGGCGUGCAGACGUUGGCAGGAACGCUGACAAGCGAGCGGAGGGCGAGGAGGACCCCGUCCUCGACAAAAGUUUGGGCGACGAAGACCCCGGGGACUCCAAAGACAUCCGCCUCACCCUCAUGGAGGAGGUGCUGCUGUUAGGGUUGAAGGAUAAAGAGGGCUACACGUCUUUCUGGAAUGACUGCAUCUCCUCGGGCCUGCGGGGCGGCAUCCUCAUGGAGCUGGCCAUGAGAGGACGGGUCCAGCUUGAGCCACAAACCAUGAGGAAGAAACGGCUGCUGGACAGGAAGGUUCUUCUAAAGUCAGACGCCCCGACUGGGGACGUGCUCUUGGACGAGACGCUCCGCCACCUCAAAGCCACCGAAACUUCCGAGACGGUGCAAACCUGGAUUGAGUUGCUCACAGGCGAGACCUGGAACCCCUUCAAGCUGCAGUACCAGCUGCGCAACGUCCGCGAGCGGAUCGCCAAGAACCUUGUGGAGAAGGGGAUCCUGACGACCGAGAAGCAGAACUUCCUCCUCUUCGACAUGACCACCCACCCGGUCACCAACACCACGGAGAAGCAACGCCUGGUGAAAAAGCUUCAGGAGAGCGUCCUGGACAAAUGGGUCAACGACCCCCACCGCAUGGACAGGAGGACAUUAGCGCUGCUGGUCCUGGCCCACGCCUCCGACGUGCUGGAGAACGUCUUCACCAGCCUGGUGGAUGAGAAAUACGACGUGGCGAUGAACAGGUCCAAAGACUUGCUGGAUAGGGACCCGGAGGCGGAGGCCGCCAAGGCGGGCGGCAUGGAGAUGAUCUGGGCCGUGCUGGCGGCCUUCAACAAGUCCUAAACCCUCCCCGCCGAAGGAGGUUGUUCUAGCGGGCUUCGCCCCUUCCUCUUUAGGAUUGAACCUUUUGCUCCGCGGAAUUUCCCCCUGCUCCUUGGCAGCGGGCAGCGGUGACUUCCUCAUGUCACGCUCACCCCCUGCCACAGAGGUCGGGCGUCGCGGGCAUCCUUCUGUUAUAGGAACGCCUAUACUUCCACCAACACCAUCUCCUCUUCCUCAGAUCUGGGGACUUGUUAGAUUGCAGGAAUGAGCAAAGACGUUUGUGUGUCUCUCCUCUUCGCCUCUGACCCUCCCCUUGUUUUUUCCUACACCCAAAGUUAAAAUGAAGGUCUGUGUCAGCUAGAAAUAGAUUGAGUCCUCUCUCUCUUUCUCUGUUAUUUCAAAUCCUCUUCCUUUUUUGAUGUUUUAGGGAGGAAUGCAUUGCGGUGCGUGUUUCUGUUCUCUCCUUUUUUUUUUUUAAUCUCAUAACCUGUUCCGCCCUGUCUCGUUUUUUUUCAAUCCAAGUUCGUCUUGAUUUUUCUUGUGCUGUUCUCUUUGUGUUUGUUGGAAAAGACCAUUACAGCACAAAUCUCUAUGCAA
This is a messenger RNA of Elgaria multicarinata webbii, 1618 nucleotides long. It is a transcript of the gene GOLPH3L, whose product is annotated as golgi phosphoprotein 3 like. Bases 185 to 1042 code for a protein of 285 amino acids. Lineage: Eukaryota; Metazoa; Chordata; Lepidosauria; Squamata; Anguidae. The transcript has 5 exons. The record is from RefSeq and is a predicted model, not a curated record. Gene Ontology annotation, molecular function: phosphatidylinositol-4-phosphate binding. Gene Ontology annotation, cellular component: trans-Golgi network; cytosol; Golgi cisterna. Gene Ontology annotation, biological process: retrograde vesicle-mediated transport, Golgi to endoplasmic reticulum; Golgi to plasma membrane protein transport; Golgi organization.